UUGAUGGAAAACUACACAUUAAACAGCUUUACCCUCCAGCUGGAGGGGAUAAAGGUUACAGAGGUUUCUAUGUACCCUGUAUUUUUCUUUUUCUUUUUCUCCUACCUAAUAAUUAUAUUUGCCAAUGUAGGAAUUGUAGUCCUGGUCUUCAUUGACACAAACCUUCAUCAGCCUAUGUAUCUCCUUUUUUGCAACCUGCCAGUUAAUGACAUACUUGGAAACUCUAUCAUGGUGCCACGUUUGCUUACAGAUAUUUUGCGACCUCCCUCUGAGCGUCUCAUCAGUUAUUAUGAAUGUGUGGUUCAAGCUUUCUCCACACACAUGUUUGGCACAACUUCUCACACUGUGCUUAUGAUUAUGGCAUUUGACAGAUAUGUGGCCAUCUGCUAUCCACUACGCUAUUCAGCAAUAAUGAGCAACAAGAUGGUGAUGAAGCUGACAGUUUCUGCCUGGGGAGUGGCCUUUGUUUUGGUUGGGAUUCUUCUCGGUCUGACACUACGGCUGAACCGAUGCAGGACGCUAAUCACAAACCCUUUCUGUGACAAUGCCUCCUUGUUUAAACUCUCCUGUGAGAGUGUGUUUAUUAAUAAUGUCUAUGGCCUCACAUUUACCGUUGUCCUGUUCACAGGUUCCAUAGGCAGCAUGGUUGUCACUUACACAAAGAUUGCAGUAGUCUGUCUAACCAGUAAAAACAAGUCUUUGAACAGUAAAGCCUUGAAGACCUGCAGCACUCAUCUCUUUGUAUAUCUAGUUAUGUUCUUAUGUGGAAUGUUAGUCAUCAUCCUGCAUCGCUUCCCCCAGUACUCAGACUACAGGAAACUUUCUGCCAUUUUGUUUCACAUCAUUCCUGGCAGCCUCAAUCCUAUUAUUUAUGGUGUGCAGUCUAAAGAGAUACGCAAAUUCCUGUCAAAAUUGUUUCAGUCCAAAAAGGUUUUGCCAUCUUUUUAA
Molecule: messenger RNA, 948 nt
Organism: Larimichthys crocea (large yellow croaker)
Lineage: Eukaryota; Metazoa; Chordata; Actinopteri; Sciaenidae
Gene: or70b1
Product: olfactory receptor, family 70, subfamily B, member 1
Exons: 1
Coding region: 4-948 (314 amino acids)
Biological process (GO): detection of chemical stimulus involved in sensory perception of smell; G protein-coupled receptor signaling pathway
Cellular component (GO): membrane
Molecular function (GO): olfactory receptor activity; odorant binding; G protein-coupled receptor activity
Source: RefSeq, a predicted model, not a curated record